AUGAACGGUGUCGGUGAGCAGCUGCCUUGCCAGUGGGUUGGAUGCACUGAGAAGUCUCCUACGGCCGAGUCUUUAUAUGAGCACGUUUGUGAGCGUCACGUUGGACGCAAAAGCACCAACAACCUCAACUUGACCUGUCAGUGGGGCACUUGCAACACCACAACAGUAAAACGUGAUCAUAUCACCUCCCACAUCCGCGUUCAUGUACCGCUUAAGCCUCACAAGUGCGAUUUCUGUGGCAAGGCUUUUAAGCGUCCCCAGGAUUUGAAGAAGCAUGUCAAGACUCAUGCGGACGACUCCGAGAUCCGCUCCCCCGAACCCGGCAUGAAGCAUCCUGAUAUGAUGUUCCCCCAAAACCCGAAGGGUUAUGCUGCUGCCACACAUUACUUCGAGAGCCCCAUCAAUGGUAUCAAUGGCCAGUAUUCACACGCGCCGCCCCCGCAUCAAGGACAAGAGGGAGGCCACCCCUAUGAUCGUAAGCGUGGAUAUGACGCGUUGAACGAGUUUUUUGGCGACUUGAAGCGCCGCCAGUUCGACCCUAAUUCCUAUGCCGCGGUCGGCCAACGUCUGCUUGGUCUCCAGGCCCUUCAACUUCCCUUCCUCAAUGGCCCCGUACCUGAAUAUCAGCAAAUGCCUGCCCCUGUUGCGUUCCUCGAGCAAAUGCAGAACACGAUCUACGAAAGCGAUGAGAAUGUCGCGGCUGCCGGCGUUGCCCAGCCCGGCGCGCAUUACGUGCAUGGCGGCAUGAACUAUCGCGCGACCCACUCUCCUCCAACCCAGCUCCCGCCAAGCCACGUUACCGCAACCACCUCAACCCCCAUGGGAGCUGCUUCGGCCCACUCCCCCUCGGUCGGCACCCCAGCUCUGACCCCACCUUCCAGCGCACAGUCAUACACCUCUAACCGCUCUCCUAUCUCCAUGCACCACGCUCACCGCGUGACUCCUCCCCAUGAGAGCGGCCCGGGCAUGUACCCUCGCUUGCCGUCGGCAACUGUCGCCGACAGCAUGUCCGCAGGCUACCCGACCGCCUCAGGUGCCGCACCACCCUCCACUCUGAGUGGUGCGUAUGACCACGACGAUCGUCGCCGCUACACUGGUGGUACUUUGCAACGUGCCCGGCCCGCCGAGCGUGCUGCCACCGAGGACCGCAUGGACAUCUCCCAGGAUAGCAAGCACGACGGCGAGCGUACUCCCACAAAGGCUGUUCACAUCUCCGAGAGCCUGAUUGACCCUGCUCUGUCAGGUACUUCGUCUGGUCCUAACCAGGAGGCAGUUAAGCGUACUGCGCAAGCCGCCACUGAAGUUGCCGAGCGGGAUGUCAACGUUGCUUGGGUUGAGAAGGUCCGUCUGCUUGAGAACCUACGUCGCUUGGUUUCUGAAUUGCUCGAGGCUGGUACUGCUCAAUAUGGAGUUCAGACCUCUUCGGCUUCUCCUACUCAAGGACUUGAUGCCAUGGAGGGAAUUGAGACUGCCAGUCGUGCUGCUUCUGAGCAGCCUAGGGAAGAGCACAAGCCUUCAAGUGAGGGAGAGGGAGUCUUUUAUCCCACAUUACGUGGUGUGGAUGAGGAUGAGGAUGAGGAUGGGGACUCCAAAAUGCCUGAGUAA
Molecule: messenger RNA, 1605 nt
Organism: Penicillium verrucosum
Lineage: Eukaryota; Fungi; Ascomycota; Eurotiomycetes; Eurotiales; Aspergillaceae
Gene: pacC
Product: putative C2H2 transcription factor PacC
Exons: 4
Coding region: 1-1605 (534 amino acids)
Biological process (GO): positive regulation of transcription by RNA polymerase II
Cellular component (GO): nucleus
Source: RefSeq, a predicted model, not a curated record